This is a messenger RNA of Benincasa hispida (wax gourd), 312 nucleotides long. The record is from RefSeq and is a predicted model, not a curated record. Lineage: Eukaryota; Viridiplantae; Streptophyta; Magnoliopsida; Cucurbitales; Cucurbitaceae.
AUGGACAGGCUGUGUGAGAAGUUCAAAUUCAAGCAGUUCAACUUAUCCAUGUAUAAUGUUGCUGAAAAUGGGUUGGCAGAGGCAUUCAACAAAAUGUUGUGCAACCUACUGAAAAAGAUUGUCUCUAAGUCAAAGAGGAAUAGGCAAGAGAAGAUUGGUGAGACAUUAUGGGCUUACCGAACCACUCAUCGUAUCCCUACAGAAGUCACUCCAUAUUCUCUUGUUUAUGGGGUAGAGGUUAUCCUUCCUUUGGAAAGAGAAAUUCUAUCAUUAAGAAUGGUGGUACAAGAGGAAUUGACUACAGAAUCAUAA